GAGAGAGAGAGAGGAGUAAAAGUGCACAGUUCAGUUAUCAGAGAGUCGCUAUACUGGUAAAGUCAAACAUCGGAGAACAAACACACACAGCAUGACACACACCACUUUAACAACAACUGCCUGACGAAACAGAGAGCAAACACACACACGCAUACACACACACACACACAUGCACACAAGUGAGUGGAGAACUACAUACUGGAGCUGAGGAGGCGCUUGCGGAACAAAACUGCGCUGUUGCCGUGGUUACCGCGGUAGAAGAGAUAAACAUUGCUUUAUACUCCUGAGAUCAGACAGCCAGAAUGAGCUCUUCACAGGAUAUAAUGAGCCUCCUCCAGAACGUCUGGACCAAACUGCAGGCUCUUCCCCAAGACCACCCGCUCACCCAGGCGGCGUUUUCCAUCAUCGUGCUGUUCUUCUUGACGUUCCUCACUAUGAUUGUGGCCGGAUGUGUUUACGGCUGCUGUGGAUGCUGUUCUCCGGGAACCAAAAACAGAGUCUCCACUGAGACAUGGGAACCCUGAUGAGACACACCACAACGGGCCCAAAUAAAACCUGAGCCAGUGAAAGUGUCUGACGCUGUCAAUACACAACAUUCACAGCCAUGUAGAACAUCAGAAGAGCUUCAAACGCAGAAGCAGGCCCAAUCCUUCAUUGUUAACGCCACAAAUAAACACCAGAUUCCAGCCCUUUACGGGAAUGAAGCCACUAUGAAUCCAGGGCCAAAGACUGACCUCUGGUGUUUGCAAACACAACUGCAGUAUUACGAGAAGAGAUGAAGAAACUAAAGGCGGGAGGUUUUAUGUGGAGCUUUUAAGAGUGUUUUAUAUUUUUAUAUACAGCAAGGAAGCAUCAAAACAACAUCUAUAAUGUUACAGAAGAUUAAUAUCUGAAAUUAUGCCUUCUUUCAAAAAUAAAUUAUGUUUAAACUUCCAAGAAUCCUAAAAGA
Molecule: messenger RNA, 949 nt
Organism: Danio aesculapii
Lineage: Eukaryota; Metazoa; Chordata; Actinopteri; Cypriniformes; Danionidae
Gene: smim5
Product: small integral membrane protein 5
Exons: 4
Coding region: 303-524 (73 amino acids)
Source: RefSeq, a predicted model, not a curated record